Molecule: messenger RNA, 31051 nt
Organism: Porites lobata
Lineage: Eukaryota; Metazoa; Cnidaria; Anthozoa; Scleractinia; Poritidae
Source: the annotation of a GenBank genome assembly
GCCAAGUUCAAAACAGUCAAAAGCUCUGAACGGGCAGGGAGAGUGCAAAAUAUUGUAAUUAUUUCCGAUCUUGGAAUGAUAUUUUAAAUGGAUCAGCUCAUUCCAGUUAUUAACAAACUACAAGAUGUGUUUAAUACUGUGGGAACAGAAGCCAUCCAACUGCCGCAAAUUGUAGUUGUCGGCGCCCAGGUGUGUGGAAAUUUCUCUCCAUAAUUUGUACAUGUAAGAAAGCUUUAUGUUGAUCCUUUGCUUGAAGAUUAAACGGCAGAGAUUGUUUGAUUUGUACUCAGUCCAGAUGCAGUUAGAUUGCUAAUUCACCUUUCUUGUGAAUAACGGUUUGAGACAGUUGGUCGAUGGUGCUGUUUUCCGUGUCAGUUGCGAAAUAGCUGACUUUAGGCUGCAAAACCGAAAGAUCGAGAAAAAUGCAGUGAUAUUUCAGGAUUGAAAUUAAAUUUAAGAUCUCCCAACGAAACCCUGUCAGAAAGAAACAGACAGGCCCUGAAAAUGAUUUGUUUUUGCACUGAUUUUGUUCAGAAUCCUUUGCAAGCUUAAGUUUUAAAUUAAACGAUCGUGAAAUUUUGAAAUUUUCUUGUUGUGCCGGUCUUCCUGCAUGAAGCGAUAUGAAACAUGUAUAUUUGUUCAGUCUUGCCUUCCACUUGCUAAUACUUAUGUUGAUUGCCUUAUUUUGAUACACAACGAGUAACUGAUUUUUAUGAGCAUUCUUCAACAUUAUAGUUUUUUUGUCUUAUAUAAAUCUGUCACUUCUAAAUUGAAUACAACAGUAUACAUGCUUUGUACGUAUUCUUUUGUGUAAUUAGACAGAUAUACAAGUGACAUGACGACAUUAAAUCAAAGUAUCUGAAAGAGCUAAUGAGGUCAAAAGUUUCAUUGUUUUGUUUAUGGCAGCAAAGCCAUAAAAAUCAUUCAGCUGUAGGUGACUUAUGUUUGCCUCUUUGCAAAGAGGAUUCAUUUUGUAUGGUAAGCAUCAACCUUUGUUUUUUACAGAGUAGUGGCAAAAGUUCAGUUCUUGAGAACCUUGUGGGAAGAGACUUCUUACCGAGAGGUACCUGUAACUCAAAUUGUUUGUUUUCUUGUUGCUGUUCGGUUUGAAGCUUUGCUUUCACUAUGUUUUUACAUUGGCUUAGUUAUCUACAGUAGAAGGAGCUGGCUCAUGAAACACAGUUUGACUCAAACAGUUAAACUCUAAUUGCCAUUUGAUGAGUUUGGGAACUGGUGCUUUUAAGGUUGGUAGGGGCCUGGUGAUGAUGAGGUUGUUGAGAGUCUUGAUGUUUCUAGUCCCGAGACAAAGUCAAGGAAAACAUCAGUUCACAGUUGUUCAAAUGAUGGAUAGGGUUAUCUACUGUUUAAAUCACUAUCCAGUAGAUAAGUAUUAGAAAAACCAAUUACACUGUACACUAUCCACUGGAUAGAGAUUUAUCCAGUGAACAACAUUACCCACCUUUCAAACAAUUUGGGCCAUGACUGGAGGGAAAACAAAACUUACUGGUUUCCCAAGCGACCUUACAUUAAGGGCGCGGUCCAUUCAACCAAAAUUUCCGGAAAUUUCGGUCCAAAACUCAAUGGAUCUGUUCGGUCCAACUGGAAAAGUUUUGAAAAACUGGUCUACCUUUUGAGGUGGACCACUUUUCCCGGCCUGACCGGUUGGAAUUUUGGUUGAAUGGAUCACGCCCGAAGUGUUUUUCCACAAUCCUAAUAUCCAGGUUGUUAUUACGCAUGCAUCACAUGUAUGUAGGCAGCAUUCGUUGGGACUUCCACUAAGAAUGAAUGGAAUGCAAAGAAUGCAAUUUGAUCACUCAUUUUGGACCUUCUAUCACUUGUAAUCUGAUCAUGUGUGGUUUGACCUUCUAUCACGUGAAACUUGUGCAAAGUACAGCAUUGGAGCAAAAGUGUUUUGACCUUUGAUCGUUAUCGCCCGCACUAUAUAAUGUUCCCAAACUUUCAAUUCAACAAUGACAAAAAUAAAGAACGAAGCAAAACAAUAUUGGUUCUUAUAAUUAUUGCUUUAUAAGAAAACAACUUUAAUCCUCAAAACUGCUGAAUGAAUUACAGUGGAAGGUCUUGUGAGCGGACACCCUUGGGACGCAAAAAAGUUGUCCUUUUAUAACUGGAGCUGGCCACCAAUGGGAAUGUAAAAGUACAGAUUUUGUGUGAGAGUUGAGAAAAAAACAGGGUUUUGUGAAGGCAGCCAUAAGUAGAGUUGUGUCCGGUUACGUUAGUGUCCGUCAGGCAUGUCACUAAGAUUUCAAGUUGCCGGGUAAAUACAACAAGUAGGCGGGGAAUUAAACAGCUGGGGAUUUCGCUUGGUUCUAUUUUUCUUCUAUUUUCUUAUGAAAGUAGCCGGAGAUCACCCUCAUAGUAGCCGGGGGAAAUCCCCGGCCCCCGCCUCUUAAUGACAGCCCUGGUCCGUGUCCACUUACAUGAGUGUCCGUAAGCGGACAAACAACAUGUACUUUCCUUGCAUUAUCUGCACCUUUUUCCUCCACCGGCUGCUGUAUCUCUUCUUGGAUAACUUUGAAAAUUGUUGCUCUUUAGUUUAUAUGGCUCCGUAUUUGAGUUGCCGCAUUUUUUCAUGAAAGUGAAAACUGGCAGUGUUUGCCUGCAAUCGGUCGCACCACUUUCCACCGUGCUUUGGUCACAUUCUGUUAUAACCUGAGAAGAGUACGUGUACAAUUGCUUUUAAAUCGUAUCAUGACCAGGAUAUAUUUGAAUUUAGUCAAGGCCAUGUUAUCAUUAGAAUCAACCAAUAGUAUUCCCUGUUUAGUGAGUGAAAGUCUAGGAAUAAACAGUACUCCUAAACAGUUAGUCACUUACAGGGUGAAGGACUUUGUUUCAGGCUCCCUUUUAAUAGAAAGUCAUGCAUCUGGGGACAACACCCCAGUGGAAAGCAUCCAGUUAAGAGAAGGGAGAGGAAUAUAGUACAAUAGGUGCUAUAUACGUGUACUAGCCUGAGGAAACAGACUACAUUUUGCGAUGGCACCACUGGUUUCCCUGUGAAAUGACAUCUGAGAAAUGAGCACAGAAAUUCCGUAAGCGUCACUACCCAGAUCUGGGUUGUGACGCAUCAUCAGAGUAUGAAAUUUCUGCCCUUGUUUCUCAGAUGUCAUUUCACAGGGAAACCAGAGGUAGUGUCGUAAAAAGUUGGCUGUUGUCUCAGGCUAGCUAUUUACCAGCUUUAAUACUGUGCCUUGCAGGCUCUGGUGUUGUCACGCGACGGCCGCUGAUUCUUCAGUUAGUGCAUACUCCGCCCAGGGCCACCACAAGUUCAAAGAGAUCAUCCAAAGGGAUUAAACCAAAGAGUGUGGAAGAUGAGGAUGGAGAUUCUUGUGAGAAAUGAGCAUUGCAUCUACUUCUAAUAAUGACUUUACAAAACUUUGGCUGCAAAAAUAUUGUUACAAACCCAAACAAAAUAUUAUCACACCACUCUGCUUUUGCUCCACGUCACCUUUUAGCCUGCCAAAAAGAUAUUAUAUCUGAUAAGUUGGAGGCUAAGCUGCCACAUAAGAGUGCAGAAUUAAUCCAGUUCAUUUUUGCGACAAACUUGACAAACAAAUUGUACUGUUCAUAACUGUACUACUCAAACUGAGGGCACUUUAAAAAAUAUACCACUACAUAACAGUGACAGUAGAAUUCAAUUAUUGAUUAGCAAUAUUUUCUUGUACAAUGCAAUUAAAAUCAUCUCUAGGACAAUAUUAAAACAACAAUUUAAAAAAAUUAAUGAAUGAACAUCAACUUGCCUAGCACUAAAAACAAGGAACAUUAUUUUUGGAGAUCAAUGUAUGUGUGAAGACAUGUUUUAGCUUUUUGAAAAGUUAGCAAUAGCAAUGAUGACAUACAUGUAGCCCCUUUUGAUAAGUAUGACUAGUUUUAGGGCGUCAUAUUAAGAAGUUAAGCACAAUGUCAUAGAUAUACAAAAAACAUCAUCAUCCAUCGCUGUAACUUCAAAGUUACAGUAACAUAAGUACAAAUUGGCUAGACUACUUGUAACUUAAAGUUUGCUCUAGUGGACACUGGGUGAUGUUGCCAAACAACACAUUCAUGCAUCACAUACAUUUCAUGACCUGCAUGUUAUUCUUCAUGCUUAAAGUAACCCAGGAUAAUUUGUUAUUCUUAAUAGAUUACUCUGAUGAUGAGGGUGAAGACUCUCCUAAAGAAAAUGAAGAACCAGAGGAAUGGGGAAAAUUUCUGCAUUUGAAAGAAAGAGUAAGCUAUGUACAACACACUAUUUUACUUUUUACGCAGAAUCUAAACCUGUCUAGCUCUUGUCUAACAUAUUUCAGAGAUGCAAACUUCUGGGGUCAAUGUACAAGGGUGUGAUAAAACUUUUAGAAGACUAGUGGAAUAAUUUACAAUUGUGGCUUUUGAAACAAGUCUGGCUGUACGUGUAAAUUGCACUCAGAAACAUUAACCUCUGAAGAUCUUCAUUGUAGAUGUACACCCCCCACCUCCUAUAAACACAAAAUGGCCUUGUACCCAAGUCAUACAUAUGUUACAUUGGUGCGGCUUAGGUCAUUACGUAGUGUCUAUUUAUAGUACAGACCAUCAACUGUCCCUUCCAUGAAUAUGUUAAUGGUUCAGUUUAUCCUUGGUUUAAAUUUUAUUUUCUUUUUUUUCAAACUCAUUAUUAUAGAUUACCAUACCCUAAAACAAUGGAAAAUAACAUAAGUUUAAACCAAGGAUAAAAUUGAACUACAACAAAUAAUUUUAUUAUAAUGACAAAAUGAUCUUAGUUUGUUUUUAGUGAUAGAAUUAAUAUCUCUGAAAAUGCUGCCACAUUAAAAUCUACUCAUCCCCCAGAGAUGAAUGUUAUUUACACUGUAUUUUCUGAAUUUUGCAAACUUACGCACAGAAAAGCUCUAAAGUCCGUUUUGUGUGGGAGGUUUAGUAAACUGUGUGGGAGAGCAGGUGAUAGGCACUGUUUGUAUCUGGAAGGGUUGUAAUGACCACUCUAUUAUUUUUGUUUUCUGACAUACUCCCUUAAUUAAUGUAUGGCUGUAGGAACUAUGAUGUCUUUCAAAUUCUAAGAUGAAGACACUAGGCAGCCAUCGGAUAUUUUUGUCACUCACCAUUUCCACAUCUCCUGUGUAGUCUGUUUGCCACUCAAAGCAUUUUUUUUAGAUUUAAUUCCAAGAGAAAUGCAGACAAACAAUGUUUCUGCUUGGCUAAGAGACAUUUUUUAAAACCAUGUAUUAUGGGACAACGUGGAAGUGAUGAAUAAAUGACUUUUUCACAUCUGCGAGUGAUGACUGGGUUAAAAAACUAAGUUCUGUCAGCUCUGUUACUUAGCUAAAAAUGUACAUGAUUACUUUACUUUGUUGUAUGUGCCCCCAUGUCUUUGAGCAACUAGUAAAUCGACAGUCAACCAGCCAUUGAAUUGUUUUGUAGCAAAAAAUUAACAAGGAAUGUUUUAUUUAUAUUACGCAGAAAAUAGCAGACUUUGAUGAAAUUUGUCAAGAAAUAGAACGUGAAACUGAAAGGGUAACUGGAAAUAACAAGGUUUGUGGAAACUUACAUCAAACAUCACGGCAAUUGUCAUUAUGCCUUUUUAGUUUUCAAGUUCUGCAGAGUUUUGUUUAGUCAGGUUAAAAUUAAUUAGUUUUAAUUGCCAGUAGUAAAAUAAUUCUUUCAUUUCUUGAGUCCAGGCAAUAGAAAAAUGGCUGAAGGCUACAUUAGUUCAGAAAUAAAAACUGUUUCCCAUUUUUUUUUUUUUUUAGGGAAUUUCAAGUGAACCAAUCAGAUUAAAAAUUUAUUCACCCAAGGUGCUAAACUUAACAUUGGUUGAUCUUCCUGGAGUGACAAAGGUUAGUGUACAUUGAUACACAUGGUGCAGAGAAUUUGAUAAGGUGGGAGUUAAAUUGAUUUUGUUAAUUUAAAAAAUAUACUGCCUUUAUUUUUUGCUGGAAUACUUACAUGUAUAACUUUUAACUAAAUCAUCAUCAUCGUCAUCAUCAACGCCAUCAUCAUCAUUAUCAUCAUCAUCAUCCUCAUUGUCAUUGUCAUUGUCAUGCAGGGCAAUGUUAUUUUGAUAAGGCAGCUUAAAAGCUGGUGUGGACCUGCUGAGAGCAAUGCAUACCCAUAGAUACCACAUUCUUGAGUCUGGCAUCUUGGUGGCUAAUGGGGUGUACGUACCCUACUCUUUACUGAAACAAUGUUGUGGUUUCUUUUACCUUCCAUUAACUCCAUUAACAAUGGAUGAGCUUGGGGAAUAGUGCCUAUCAUGAGAAAGGAAGAACUUUGGAGGCACAAUACAAACCUACUGUACAUAGAAGAAUGCAUUUAGAGUAUUCAUGACAACCCUGUGAGCAGCCACCAACUUACCCUACCAAGAGGGAUGGGUGGGCAGGUGGUAAAAUCAGCAAGAAUUGUCCUGUAAGGAGAAACAAAGUAAUUAGGGAAUGACUUGUCAUCUGAAGCUGAGAGCUCUGUAAACUCUACACAAAACCAUUGGUCACCCCACACACCAACCUGGGGGGAAAAACUGCUGGCCAUCAUUGUUUCAAGUUUACAGUCGUGUAACUUUGCUUAAAUUACAUUUUGCCACAUUUAAAGUCCGAUCAGUGGAAGUGCUGUGUAUUGAGAAAACUGAACUAUAUUCAUUGCUGUCAAAACACCAAUGAGUGGUUUUACUGUGGUAUUUUUGGGUGACCCUGUUCUUUUGUAAAUUCUGUUAUUAGGUACCUGUGGGUGAUCAGCCACUGGACAUUGAGAAUCAAAUUCGUCACCUGAUACUUCAAUACAUCAGUAAUCCCAAUUCUAUUAUCCUUGCUGUGACGCCUGCUAAUAUUGACUUGGCCACUUCAGAAGCUCUGAAGAUUGCAAGAGAAGUGGACCCUGAUGGUGAGACUCAAAUCAGAGUAACUUUCUCUCACACACUGCUGGUAGCUAUGUAACCUUUGGCAUAACAAAUUUGUGAAUUAGCAGAGGCUACAAAAUGGUCAAAAAACAAAAACGUCAGUGAUGGUCUAUGCCACAAAAGCAAUUGCCUGCCUUUCUGUCACAUGGCCUAUGCGAAUCCAUGCGAAUUACUUUCAAUACGCUACUUCCACAUUAAUUUCCCAUAAUGCACCCUAUUUGCCCCCCCAAAUUUUGCAUAACCUUUGUUUUUCAUUUCUCCUGGGCAUUAAAGCCGUCACAAGCGAAACUGAAAACAAUACUUAUGCAAAAUUUUGGGGGACAAAUAAGGUGCAUUAUGGGAAAUGUGGAAAUGGCAUAUACUUCUUACAGUUCUUCUCUAAAUAAAUUUAAAUUCCCCCAAAGAAUUCACUAGCCCAUCAGGCAAGUUAAGAACAGAAUUUAGUUGCGUGAUUACAAAAAAUCCAUCAACCCUGCACUAUCAGACACAACUUUAUUUGUAAUGCUGUAGUGACAAAUCUCACUUCUUCUUGCACAGGAAACAGAACAUUGGCAGUUUGUACUAAGUUAGACUUAAUGGAUCAUGGGACUGAUGCUCUGGACAUCUUGUAUGGCAGAGGUGAGUACUGAAUUUCUGUUUUCUUUCGUUCAUUGACUUUGUCACCUUAGUCUUGCAGUGUGUACUUUUUCUUGCAUCUACUUUUCCUAAAGCAGGUGAUCUAUGCUUGUAUUCUUUACUAACGUAGUGUGUUCUUUUUUGAGAACAAUUGAACUCAGACAGUUAAGUAAUCGAGUAUGGUGAAAUCACUCCUUUAGCAAAUGGUUCUGUUGACAUACAUGUACAUGUAUGCAGAGCUCUCGUUAUGGGUAUUAAAUUUCGUGUGUUUACCUUUCGCGAAGGUUUCAUAUCUGACAACUUGAAAUUAAAGACCCACAAAAUUAAGUACCAUUAAGGUAUUUGUAUGGGGAAACCUGAUAUUCUUAUUGGAAAUUGAAAUCCUUCAGUAAUGUCCCUUAAUAGGAAAACCCCAUGGGGGGACUCCGCGUAUGAAAGGGGUGGGGAUGCUCGUCGGAAAUUUUGAAUUAAACCCCUAAAGGAGACCGAUCUGGGCGUGGCCCAAGCUUUUUUUGACCGCUAAAAGGGACCUUGUUAAGACACAGACAAAUGAAAAAACUUGGAUUAUAUGAAUGGAGUAAGUAAAACGAAUUAAAAAUAUACAAGAACAAACCAGUGCAAAAGUUAAUUGCAAAAUACGUAUUCGACUGCUAAGAGAAAAGAAGAUCAUUAGUUCUUUAGAUUAACGAUUAACUUUGAUUAUAGUUCCACCAGUGUGCAAUGUGUGUUAUGAUUUUAAAUUAUUUGGAUAAAGUCGAUGUACAUAGGACUGUAUAAGACUCCAAAUAAAGCAUUGUCUUGUCUUGUCUACAUAUCAAAUACAUAUUUUUAUAUUUUUUUCGCGUGCAACCCUAAACGAGACCUUCACGGCUAAAUAUGAUGGCGUUUUGCCCAGAACGCUUUAAAUGAGACCAAACUCCGAAAUUUAUACCCCUAAGCGAGACGACGAGCAUCUCCCCACCCCUUUCAUAUGCGGAGUUUCCCCCCGGGAGGAAAACUAAGGGAAAUCCCAGCUAUCGUCUGAGGUGACACAUUUAUUUCGCUGCUCUUCUUAGUCUCUUUAACUAUCCUGGCUUUUGUUUUUUUGGUGGGUUCUUCUCCCUCAAGGUCAGAUUUUAAAGUAAAUGUUUAUGCACAAGAGUUUUAACCAUAGUGAUUUAGUAUAUCUCUCUGUUUGCUUCAACCAGUUAUUCCAGUGAAACUAGGAAUUAUUGGGGUGAUGAACAGAAGUCAACUAGAUAUCAACAAUAAAAAGGUUAGUGGUGUAAUGUGUCUCUAUCGCAACUGUAACAUUAUGUAAGGUUUUAAGAGCAUUACGACUGGAACUUCCCAAUUCUUUUACUGGGAAUUCUCAGCCAUGUCUCAGCAGAAAUCCUGCAGCUUAGAGACAUAACACUUUCCACAAGAUAUGGUCAGUACGCAAUACCAAGGAUGGCUGACAACUGUCUGCUUCCAAAAAUACCCGGUAGACUCAACCUCCCAUACCAGGCCUUUGCAUUCACCGAGAUAGUUCCAAGUGCACCAAACACGAUGGGUAUCACUGUCACUCUCGUGGCUCUGUGGAUUCUUUUAAUUUCAAAUCAGCUGGCCUUAAUUCGAAUUCAGUUCGUUUCAUGAAAAGUUGGGCGUCUGAACCGGACCUAAGUCUAUUUUCACACUAUACCGGGUAGUUUUUAUGCCGGCACGAAACCCAUAGUGGAAAGGGCCUCCCUUCGCUCAUAAGAACGGUGAUUUUGGCGCGAUUUCUGUAAUGGAUCGAAGCUUUGCGCCGCGUCAAUCUCUAAAGUGGAGAGUCAGAUGUCGGAUACAGGUGUUCAUAAUGUACCGGAUACUACAUGUAUACUAUACACUGGUAUAGAUAGCCCAAGAAGAUAGUGCACUUGACUUGAAAUCUCGACCGAGAACUUUGCUGAAUUUGUUUGCCCCUACUCCUGUGUUCACUUGCCUGCGAAAACAUCCGUUUCUCCUCGCUCUUCGCCGCUAGGGACGUUUCGCGAAGAGGAGCGAGGAGAAAAGGGUGUUUUCGCAGGCUAUGUGUUCACUCCUUGCUCGACUUGCAUGGGUAAACAGUCGUUCUUUUGGGAAGUGUAAUGGUGUGACUGAAUUUGAAGUUUGCUCUUUACAGUCUAUUCAAGCUGCCUUGAGGGAUGAAGCACUCUUCUUUCAAAAGAAUUACCCAGCAUUAGCAUCAAGGAAUGGUACUCCGUACCUUUCACGAACUCUUAACAAGGUAAAAAUAAUUUCGUCUUAAAGUCCUUUCGCCCGACGUCAUUCGUCAGGACUGAAGUCGAUUCGCCCAAUGACGUUCAACACCCUACAACAUUGGAAACUUACCUCUCAGCGAUUUUGUUUUAGAUAACCUUCGAUUCCACAUGCGCAGUCAAUGUCUUUUAGGCGUAUUCUGGUUUUUCAGGUUCAGAACGGCAAAUCAUGACAAAUUCACAGCUGGCGAAUCGACUAACGUCCAGGCGAACUGCCGUAGGGCGAAUCGACUUUCGGGCGAAACGACCUGAUAGCCCUCUUGCUGGUAACAGUACAUUAAUAGCCGGUGUUAUUUGGCGUAUUGAGCAGGAAGCUUGAGAUAUAACAGUGAACUUACGCAGCAAGACAGGAGAGCAAAGAAAACAACGAAUCCUAAGCGUACAAUAAUAUUUCGCCAAACUCCACCUUCCUUUUAACAGAUCUUUUUGGAAAAGACCAGAACACAGUAAUGUUAAGUGAAGAUUGCAGCAAAACACGCACGUAAGAGCCCUGUCACGUUUUUGAGUCACGAAGUCGAACGUUUUGCCGUCCUCUUCUUUCUAGUAAGUGACGUUCCGUUGUGUAAGCUCACUAAUGUCUCCAGCUUCGUGCUCUCCUAUAUACAGAAAGUGCCUCUCAUGCAAACUAAUCUGAAAUGUUUCAUUCUCAGAUUUUUAAAAUAACUCUUAUUUUUGCAGCUUUUGAUGCACCAUAUUAGGAACUGUUUGCCCGAGCUGAAGUCACGUGUUAAUACCAUGACGUCACAGUAUCAGCAUCUACUCCAAAGCUACGGAGAACCAGUGGAAGACAAGGUAAUGUGUUCUGAUAACCUUUCACUACUAGAUUGUGAGGGAUUUAUCAUCAUAAUUUUGAACCGUGGACAAAAUCGUUAGGGUGUUUCCUUUCUCUCUGCCGAGGCAAACAUUUUUUUUUUGCAUAGCAAGAUUUCUUUUCCAGUUUAAGGAUUCUGCAAAUUUGAAUUUUGGACUUUUUUUUAAAUUUAAUGCUGGCUGAAUUUUACAUUAAAAUUUUCAAGCCUCGGAAGUUCUUCAACAGUGGUUACCUGGAAAACUCCUGGAUUCCAUGUACAUGUAGCAUUACUUUUAAAAGUAAGGAUACAAUUAGCCGUAACUUAAUUCAGUAUACCCAAGAGUCUCGUUCCAAAUUUGUAGGGUCAAUAUGUGUUUUCUUUUUUCAACUACUUUCAAGAAACUGUCAUAUCCAAUCAAUUUAUAAGGACUUGUUUGUAUUUUACAGUAUUAAUAAAUUUUUCAAACCUCGGUAUGGAAGUUCUUUUUACAAUGGACCCCUAGAAAACUCCUGGAUUCCAUACUCUUCCAGAACGACAGUCCGUUACAUUUGUUUCUGAAAAGUCCACUUUUUAUUUUGCGUCAUUGUUCUGCAUCCUUUCAAAAAUGCCCUCUCCCGUGAUGCACUAACUUAUGAUUUUUAACAGGGCCCGAUGCUUCUUCAACUUAUAACAAGAUUUGCGUCUGCUUACUGUGCGAUAAUUGAAGGAACUGCGCGCGAUAUUGAAACUUCCGAAUUGUGAGUGUUGUUGAGUACUUACAUGUGUUGAAUAAAUUCGCAAGCUCUUGUUUAUUCCUUGUUCACAUUAAGUCCGUUAACUAUAUUAGGCGACGCGUUUCUAGACUAUCCACGAACGUUUAAAAUUAUAGGAUAACUUUCCCUUAUGCCGCCAUCAUCAAGCUUGUAAACGUGCCAUCAAGCUUUCAAAAAUGAAGCAGUCUUUUAAUUACUUGAUCUGGGUGUCUUCGACAACUCCUCUGGGCAAAAAUUCCUUGCCAUUGUUCAGGUAUUAUUUGGGCACUGUUUGAGCAACCAUUUGUAAAACUUGGGCUUGAAAAAAACAAAACAAAAACAAAAAACUGCUUUGUCAUUUAUCAUUGCCUUUGUAGAUGCGGAGGGGCUAGAAUUUGCUACAUUUUCCACGAUACCUUCGGUCGGACGUUAGAAAAAAUGGAUGCGAUGGAAGGUUUAGCUACCAGGGAUAUUCUUACUGCAAUCAGAAAUGCAACGGUUAGUAACUUCAGCCAAUAUUGUCAGUUCAUGAUCAAGUUCGACAAAUGGAGCAUUUUUUUAUUAUUUCUUGGCAUUCAGAUACACUGUACUCGUCACUGGCCAUUGAUCAGAAAGUACAAGAUGUAUAACUCUGAAAAAUCAAUAUUCAUUCCUGGAGAUAAUUUUUUGUUUUCGGAAGUACAUAUAGCUGCCCAAGGCAACUGUUUUGGUCGGGCGAACCAGAAAAAGUUUUCGGCUGUUUGCCUUUAUAAUUAGCGGUUACUGUGAAUCUAAGGACGCGAUCCACACAUCCAAAAUUUUGACAGAAUUUUUGCUGAAUUUAUGAAGGCGAAUAGAAUCAACCUCGGACCGAUCUCUCUUUCUUUCUCUCUAAUGAUAAAUUUCGCGCUCCCUGGAGUCGACAUGGCGUGAUGCAAGUGUUGUCGCACAACAGCAAUAAAAUAUUAAACCAACAGACAGACAAUAAUAUCAUCGACAACAACAAAAACAAAACAAACAUACUUUUAUCUUUUCCUAUUAAGACACCUUUGUUAAUCAGUGAAGCCGGCUUUAUUUUCUUCCACGUAAUUUUCUUUUCUUUCCUCGCGAUUCUCGCUGCAGGGUCCUCGUCCCGCCUUAUUUGUACCGGAGAUUUCGUUUGAGCUGCUGGUAAAAAGGCAGAUCCGCAGGCUAGAGGAACCCAGUCUCCGUUGCGUGGAGCUCGUCCAUGAGGAGAUGCAGAGAAUUGUUCAGCAUGCUUUUACACAGGUAACCAUUAGCUUCCCAGGGACCCCAAAUGUUUGCUGAACAGGCGCCCCAUGGAAGGAAAGUAGAGUGACGUUAAGCUGGAUAUUGGAAGGGUGUGGUGGGGAUCAAGCAUCUAUCGCUUGCCGGAAACUACGUAGAAAUAUGAUGUAAAACGGUACAACUGUAGUAAAGCGAAUAGCCUGUUUCAGGCGUUCAGAGAGUGGAGCGCGUCGCGACCCCACCCCUUCGCUGUUUUUCUGCUCACAUCUCUUAGCGCCGUCCCACAAUCUGAACGCCUGGAAUAGACUAUAAAGCGAAUGUCUGAAAGACAGUAGAAACUCAGUGCUGGGUCUGAAAACAAAGUUUGUUGCUUGCGCUGGAAAUUAAAGUACUCUUAGUUCCGAGUUGAAUCCAUGGCAGAUAUAAGUAGUUGUACUGACUAUAUAAGCUUCUUUCUCCCUUAUGGCUGAUAUGUUGUGUCUGUCUUGGCGUUCUGCCCAUUUAAAUACAAUCCAGUCCCCUUUUACAGGUUAUGGAAGUAAAGAGAUUUCCUCGUCUUCAUGACAAGAUUGUCGAGGUGGUCAUAAAUCUGCUGCAGCGAAGAUUACCCUCCACAAACGAAAUGGUAACUUUAAGUGCAAAUUUUGAAUAUUCUAGUACCCUUCCAGAAGUAGACUGCAAAACAGUCGGUUUUUUUUCUCAAAAUCAGUAAAGAAAUCGGUAAAGCGUGGCGUAAGAGUCUAAAGCGCGCGAAGCGUGCGAGCCUCACACGACUGCUCGCGCGCACUUGAAUACGCAAAAAGACUGUUUUGCAGUCUGUUCCAGAAGAGUCUUUUUUUCGCUUACUCGAUUUUAGCGUACUCAAGAAGACAAAAGCGAGCUUUAGCAAGGACUUCGGCGGCGGCAACGAGGACUUCAAAAAGCACCAGCAAAACAACAACUUUGUACGUGCAUCACGAUUUUUUGUACAUUUCUUUACUAUCCAUGCACGACUAGGACAUGAAAAUGCCUAAUUUCACGUUUCAUGGAGCACGUAAACAAGCAGCGACGAAUUUUUGUUUCUCGUUCUAAACUUGAGUGCGGUCCUCAAGAAAUGCACUCCAGGGAAAUUCGUCUACAUCUUUUUUUUUAUUUUUUUAUUUUUUUAUUUUUAUUUUUAAUAACAUUUAUUCAAUCAACAAUCAACAAUCAAAAAUACUUACAAACACUACGAUACUUACACUACUUACAAUACAAUCUUUAGAAUAUAGUCUGGGAGCAAAUGUCAUAAAAUAAGGUCCCGUGUGAAGUUCCUGCUGAAAGCAAGCACCUCGUGUAAAAGUGUUCAUUAGGUCCUACUAAACAUGAAAAGUUUUGGUGCCAGCUUUGCAACUUGCUCAGACGGCUUUUAAGGGGGGGUUAAAUUCUGACCCAUGAAAUCCAGCGUGAAAACGAGGCUAAAACACAUAAUUCCUCAUAACUUUGUUAAUAACAGACGAAAAUACACCAAACUUGCUCACAUGAUUGGGCAUGAUCCUUCCUGUUGAUUUAUGCUAAUUUACAUAGGUCACGUGACCUUACGCAUGAAAGCGAGGCUGAAACACAUAAUUUUCCAUAAAUUUGUCAAACAAAAUCCUUAUCAUGCCAAACUUGCUCACCUUAGUCAGUUAGACAUCUUGCAUCGAUUGGUGCCACUUUGUAGUGUCACGUGACCCCAUACAUGGAAAUGAGGCCUGGAUUGCAAAACACGCCAAAGGUGAACACAUCAUCCAGGACAAUAACGUUGACUCAUUGUAAUGCAUAUUAAUGCUGUAUGUAUAGCAUUUGAAUGAAAGAAAUAAAAGCUAUAAUGGUGUAAUGAUAAUGUAUUUCGUGUGGCUUAUAUAACUUUAUUAUGAGCGAUUUCUACAAUCCUAUUUCGCACAAAUUCCUGUGGAUUCUUAACCUAGGGGGCCUGGGUGAUUGUGAGCCUCAACUAUUGGUCAGCGGUAAUUAUUUGAGUGUCCGCCAUGUUGUACUUACAGUCAUCACAGUGCUUGUAGUAUGACGGAUUUUGGCCGGUCUAAUGCCCCUUUAGAUUUUAAGCUAUGUGUAAUCUGCCAAGAAAAAAGUACAGCCAAUCUUGUUGAAAAUCCAACUUCCCAUCAAAAGCUUUUAGAAGCCAUCGAAGAACGUUCAAAGUACGAAGACAUCAACUCGAAAACAUUGUGGCUUGUGCUUAAAGAUCUACCACUAGAAGAGCUUAAAGAAAAAGCAACAUGGCAUAGGUCGUGCUACCAAGAAACCACGCACUCAGGAAAGAUCAAGAGAGUAAAAGAGAGGUUUUAGAGAGAGGUUAGAGGGCCAAAUGAAGCUCGAAGAAAGACAAGUGAAUCGCUUCAGGUAAUUGCUAGGUGUAAUGGCUUAUAACUUUAACUUUUUAUUUUAUUGUGUUUUUCAUCUUGGAAUCGCUGAAAAGGUAAUGACAUCCUUGACAUCUCAAAACAUUUCAUUUCAUUUCACUAACCAGGGUCUUCUUACAAGGUCGAAAACCGUCCCUUAUGACAGCAAUCUGUGCUUCUUUUGUGAAGAGAAAGCGAAGUACCAGAACCCUCUGCAUUUGGUGUCAACAUCAUCUGCUGGUAGCUCUCUUGAUAAUGCAGUAAAGCAAUCAAAGGAUCCUAAACUGCUCGUGAAGCUCUCGACGGCUCUAGACAGCACUGACGUUCAUGCCAUUGAUAUUAAAUAUCAUAAAAGCUGCUGGGCGAAGCAUGUGACUGGGGUCCUGCGUAAAACUAUCAAAGAUGACGAGGAAAGGUCAAGAAGUGAGACAGCGGCUAAGCUGGAGUUUUUGAACCUUACCCAAGCUGCCCUCGAUAGCGGAGAAAUACUCAACAUGGCACACUUGGAACAGGCUUUUGAUUCCAUUUCAAACGAGAACAAUAGUCCAAAGACUCUAAGUCGACGUUCAGUUAAAGAGCUUAUCCAGAAAGAGAUAAAGGGAGUUGAGUUCCAUAAGCCCACUAGAGCUAAUGAUCCCGAGAGGGUCAGCGUAAAGCAGUGUAGAGAUGCCGCUAUCCAUAUCGUAGAAUCCACAGCUGACAGUGAUGAAUCUAUGAAAACUCUCUUCGAUGCCGCUUCAAUAUUGAGAAAGGCUAUUAAUCGAAGCGAGAAAUGGGUCUUCUCUGGCUCUCUGGAUACAAUGACACAUGAUCACUGCCCCGAAGAGCUUACCUGCUUCUUUAGGUGGAUAAUCCAAGGUCCCAAUAAGACACUAUCUGAUAAAAAGUGCAAUGAGGUACACAAAAGAGUAAUGCAAUUAGCGCAGAAUACAGAAGCUUUGUGUCUAACGGACAGGCAUGUUGACGAUAAGAGGUCAAAAGCGGUGUACUGCACUAGAGAAAUGCCCCAACACCUCGCAGUUAGCCUAGCAAUACACCAAGCAGUACGAAGCAAAGAGCUGGUUAAUCUCCUCCAUGGAUUUGGCAUGGCUGUAGAGUACAAUCGCUUGUUGAGGGUGGAGUCACAAAUUGAGAAAACUGUCCUGGAGCGCAUAGAGAGUGAAGGUGGCAUGUUUCUCCCUCCGGAUAUCGUGAAAGGACGGCACGUAUAUUUUGCUAUUGAUAAUAUCGAUUUCUCAGAGGAUGCGCCGGACGGGAAGCGUACUCUACACGGCACAGCAAUGGCUAUUUAUCAGAAAGUGGAACCCCAAGAUGAAGAACCUGUAUUAAGGUACCAUAACUGUUCUACUAAGAAGCAUGAUGCACUCAUUUAAUCCCAAGUGCUCGAUGGGAGGGGGGUUAAUUAGAUAAUAGACGUUUAAUUUUACUUUUACUUUGGCAUGACUGGUCUGUGUGAUUCAGGUUUUUCUUUGUUUCAAUACGACUAGCUAGUAAGUUAAAAGCUAAUCUCAUUUCUAGGAUGUAGGAUAGAAAAGAUCCCCUUCUUGAACAGCAUUUUGCUUCAUAAGUAGUUGUUGUUACGUUUUGUUUUUCAUUUUGAUAGGUUAGAGGAGCCAAAUGAUUCAUGCCGUUCUGUAACAGAACUGCCCGAAUCGCUGACAUCUUUAAUGCCAUGCGUGGAGCCGCCAUCAAGGCCCCCUUCUCCUGCGUACCCUACAUUUGAGCUGUCAUCAGAACAAGAGUUGCCCCAAAACAUCCGUGAUGAGAAUGCUACCUGGAUAGUGUCUCGUACUCUCACAGGCCAUGAUGCCCUAAGUGAUGAUGAUAAUGAUCCGCCUCCUGUACCCGUAUGGUCAGCGUACAACUCUUUGGUAAAUGAAGCACUACCUGUCACACGUGUCGGUGCUCCUCCAUUGUUGGCACAUCCUGCUCAUGCAUGGAGCACGCUCCUCACAGUUCUGAUGCGUGCUCAAAAUAUCUCUGUUAGAGUAGUCGGUCCCGGGAGGAAAACAUUCAUAUCGCUAGACCUUGGUUUGUAUCUGCCCGCCAAACGAUUACAGAUGGCCCUAUGCGAACUCAAGAACAUUCUCCUUCGACCAGGGGAGCUGCAUGUGGUUAUGGCUAUGCUGAGGACCAUUGGGUCAUAUAUUGACAGUAGCGGGAUAGACAUGUGCUGGAUCGAGUCGGAACUUUAUGGCCCCUCCACUGUUAAACAGAUAAUCGAUGGCAAGCAUGUUAAGCGCGGUAAAAGAGCACACAUGAUCACCUUACAGGCUUUAUUUUCCUCAUACCUGGAAGCAUUUCUAGAAGGCUCUCCUGAUGUACGUCGUACCCUCGAGGAACUCUCUACGAAAGUUGGAGAUGCGUGCAAAGAAGGCACUAAGGAGAACAUCCAGACGGCGCACCAUAGCUCUACCGACGCGAUCCAGUCUUCUGAAGUAGUCAAGAAGAUGUCUGAUUUUGACGCUGCGAAUGCCACAAAUCCUCUCUUUACUGUAUUUCGCCAAUACAUGCGCAUGGUAAUGGAGAUGUUCGCAUUCAUCCAGGCAGUCCGCAGUGGUGAUUGGAAGCUCCAUCUAAUUGCACUGGAGUUGUUCACAAAGUACUUCUUUGUGCACGACAAGAUCUGUUAUCUAAGGAUGAUCCCCCUGUACCUAGCUGAAAUGGCAUCCCUCGAAUCAUCAGACCCCGAGAUCUAUGGAGAGUUCAUCACAGGAAACUGGGUAGUGAACAAGAACAAGGAGGUUCCCUUCUGUGCUGUUGGUGGUGAUACUGCGUUGGAACACCUCAAUCGAUCUAUGAAAGUUUCUGGUGGGCUUGUAGGGAUCACUUUGAAUGAGAGCGCACGAGCCAAGUUUUUCCUCAUUGCCCCAGAACUAGCCCGACUCACAGCAGAAGCCAAGGCAAUGGCGGGUCUCGUUCCGGAACGUGCACACCAUCAAGAACUAAACUCAGCUGUUUUGACGCACGAAGAUAACAGCAUAAAUAAGUUGACCGAGACAAUCAAGACCUUCACCAAUCCCUUUUCAUCAGACCAGAACACCAACACCGAUCUGUACAACUUGGUCACAAAAGUUGUGAUGAAUGAGAAAACGAAGAAAGAUCUUGUUAAUCAGAGUGAAGAAGGGAGAAAGCUAUUGAGUGCUUUUGUACAAGAUAGGAUCAAGACAGGAAAGAUCAACCUCUGGGCUCCUGUAAAGAAGCGCAAUCUUCUUACCUGGAAAACGAGUGCUAAGGUCAUCAAAGUCAAAGCUAAAGACACGAUCAUCGAGCUAAAGGAGGACAGAAAUCUGUUUGCUCGUUUGGCGAUGGUGUGCAAGAGCCGCCCAGAAAUUGACAUCCAAGAGGCUGUUGGCUUAUAUGAGUUCACUGUUGUCCCAAGAUCUUUGUUUGCACGAGAUGGUACCAUGUUGCAUUGUUCUUGCAAGAGUGCCCUUAUGCAUAUCCUAGAGAAGGCAGGUGGCCCUAGUACUAAUACACAAGAAAUCACCGCAGGAUUCAAAGUCGCGAUUGUUGAUGGAAUGGCCGAAGUCCAAUCACUUGACAAGCCAGAGUGGAUCAAGAACUGUAGAGACUUGGCUGAACAUUUCACGAAUCGCUUGCUUGUAAAGUAUAAUGAUUUACAAGAUUUCCACAUAAUCUUCGACAGAUAUGACGUACCAUCCUCACUGAAAUCAGCAACACGAGUCAAACGACAAGGUGGCCAUGUUCCCAUUUAUUAUCGCAUCACUGAUUCUACCCACAUCGCCAAGGUGCCGAUGAAGAAGCUUCUUGCUCAUUCAAAGACCAAGGGCGAACUUACUACGUUUCUCGCAAAGAAUGUGAAGGAUAAUGCUAAUGGGAGACAAGUCGUUGUGGCAUGGGGAACGGAAUGUGAGGCAACGCGCAGAGACGUCAGGCAUUUACGAAGUACACAAGAAGAAGCCGACACGAAGAUUAUUUUACAUGCUCUGGAUGCCUCUGCUCAAGGUGCUACCCAACUCUCUAUAUAUUCUCCUGACACUGAUGUUCUUGUUUUGGCUCUCCGACGGUAUCCAGAUUUGUGCUCAAACUCUUGCUUUGUUACUGGGACCGGCAGUAGUCGUAGAGUUAUCAACUUGAAGUCAAUCGCAGACGUCCUUGGGCCCACUAAGACGGCUGCGCUGCCAGCAUUUCAUGCGUUGACCGGAGCAGAUGUUACUGGGAGUUUCUCUGGAAAGGGAAAAGCCACUUGUUGGGAUGAGUUUGAUAACGCCAGCACUCCUAUCUUGCAAGCUCUUGCUAACCUCGGUUGUGGGGAACAGCCAGAUGACGGCACAAGAAGUGGAGUGGAACAGCUGGUUUGUCGGAUGUACAAACCAAAGACAGACAUCAAAACUGUCAAAGCCCUCAGAUGGUCCCUCUUUAAGAAAAAUCAAGCUGAGUCUGAGAGGUUGCCGCCCACACAAGCUGCUCUCCAUCAAGCCAUACUGAGAGCGCUCUACCAGCUUCUUGUUUGGAACAACGAUCAUGUAGCAAACCCGGUGUUGCCCUCACCAGAAGGCUAUGGAUGGCAAGAUGAAGAUGGAAAGUGGGUACCAGUCAUGACAAAUCUUCCACCAGCUCCAGAGGCAAUUAUACAGCUUGUCCGAUGCAAGUGCGCCAAGUCCCGUUGCUCUAACAACCGUUGUCAGUGUCAAAAAGCCGGACUUGUCUGUACCGAUCUCUGUCUGUGCUCUGAAGAUUGCCAGAACGAGUAUGCUGAGAGUGAUGAUGAGUAUGAUGAAGACGAAGUCGAACAGGAAAUUCCAUAGGAAUGGACAACAGAACAAUGUAUAAAGAUAUUCAGUAAGACUUUCAUGACUGUAUAUAUAAAAUAGCAGUAGUCGCUAUUUUCAUUUUCUGCCCUUGUUCCAAUAUACAUGCGAAAAUGAAUACAUGGAACCAGUAUCAUAAGUUGGCAAAAUUAUUGAUUAUGUGUACAAGAUAGAUUCUCAAAUGGAGCCUCCGCAGUAUUUGCUUUAUCCGUCUCGUCCCUGUGCUAUGGGCCAUAGGACAAUGAUUAGUUGAAGUUUUUACAUCUGAACUCGGAUAACCAGAUAUGUAUCUGCCUAGAAGUUGUUAAUACAUUUGGCAAGACAAAUGCCAUCCUACAGGAUGCUACAAGAUAUAUCCAGCCUCGUUUUCAUGUAUGGGGUCACAUGACACUACAAAGUGGCACCAAUCGAUGCAAGAUGUCUAACUGACUAAGGUGAGCAAGUUUGGCAUGAUAAGGAUCUUUUUUGACAAAUUUAUGGAAAAUUAUGUGUUUCAGCCUCGCUUUCAUGCGUAAGGUCACGUGACCUAUGUAAAUUAGCAUAAAUCAACAGGGAGGAUCAUGUACAAUCAUGUGAGCAAGUUUGGUGUAUUUUCGUCUAUUAUUAACAAAGUUAUGAGGAAUUAUGUGUUUUAGCCUCGUUUCCAUGCUGGAUUUCAUGGGUCAGAAUUUAACCCCCCCUUAAAAGCCGUCUGAGCAAGUUGCAAAGCUGGCACCAAAACUUUUCAUGUUUAGUAGGACCUAAUUAACACUUUUACACUAGGUGCUUGCUUUCAGCACGAACUUCACACGAGACCACAUUUGCUCCCAGACUAAUACAAUAGACUAAGGUACUUACUCUGUUUACAAUGUAAAGACUUACAAUACUCAGUGCUUACAACACUACCUACUCACUACUCACACUACAAUGCACUAUUUACAAGCAGUUCUAAUUAGUAAUUGUACUUCAAAACCAACAUUUAUAUUUAAAAAAAAAACAAAAACAAAAAAAAACAUUCACGGUAAACGCACUGAUAGCUUAAAGAGGCAGCGAUUGUGAAGCAAAAGAUACACCAGGUUAAUGCUGGAGAAAAUGAGCAGAGGAUCGAGAUAUACAAAUGUAUACAAAAUCAAAGGCUUACUGAAAUAAGGAGCUCACAUUUUCCCAUUUUUUUGGUAAAAUGGGACCUGCAGUGGUCUCUAUGUGGUAGAAUGAUUUGAGGUAUUGCAGGAAGCCUGCUAUCUUUGGCGAGGUUUCCCUUCUUUUGCUAAUCCAGAUGUAAUUUCUGGCUAGAAGGAAAAGGAAAUUAAUUUGCUGGCAGUUUUUUGAAGAAUCCGGCUUUAGACCAAGUACAACAAAUAUAUCUAAUGUGUAAUGUUCCAGUGUAAUGUGGAGCAAAGUCAGCUUAGGAGAUAAACUAUGCCAGAAAAAGGCCACUUUAGGACAAGACCAAAUAAGAUGAAGAAGUUUCUCCGGUUCAUUAUUACAAAAAGAACAAUUUGGGUUGUCUUUUACGCCAAUUUUUGUUAAGAAGUCGUUCGUUGAUAUUCGUCUAUGUAAAAAUUUAUAUUGGAAUUCAAUAAUUCUUGUACUUUUAGUAUAUUUAGCGGCCAACUGGUAGGCUUCCCGCCAAUUAAUCGCCUCCACAUCAUUUUCGUUGCAGUCUUUUAGCCAUUUCUGUUGAUUAUGGGAUGGUAACUUGCAUUUUGUAGAAAGCAACUUGGUGUAUACAAGUUUGCUCGCACUUUGGCAUUCUGUUAAUCUUACUACAAAGGGUUCAUAAUUGUUGCAGUUUUUGAUACAGUUUGUUUUACAUGUAGUCCAAAGAGAUUUUAGAGCAGACACUAGUCCGAAAUACUUUAAAAGACAAACUUUGAGGCUGUAUUUUUGCUGCAGCUCAGCUAGUGAUAAAAAUUUGUUAUGUUCAUCUUUCAAAUGUUUCACUUUCGUAACGCCUCGAUCAAACCAUUCACGAUAGAAGACGGGACAGUUAUCGAUUCUAAUGAGUGAGUUGUGCCAUAAAGUUUGUUCAAGAAAUUGUUUCUCGGACGUUAUGUUUUCAUCAAAAUUGGCUUCCGCCCAGAUUGAAAGUAUAUCUUUUAUAAAGUUAUUCUUAAUCUUGAGAUUCUCAAUGGUAUCUUUCUUGUUUAAGUUACUAGUGAGGACUAUUGUGCCUCCAAAUCGCUCUAACUCUAUAUCAAAAAAAUAUUUCCAUUUUCCCUGGUUCUCUUCAUCCAGAUAUUUUUUAAUCCAUGUAGCUUUCAGGGACUUGUUAAAAGACUGUAUGUCUAUCAUUUUAAGUCCUCCAUUAGCAUAAUCGUUUGUUAUAAUGUCUACAUCUGACAUUUUCGGCGAACUGGAAUAAACGGGACAAAGUUUGAAUAAACGCGAAUUCUUUUUAAAAGUGACGGUUUCGCUUCCGUCGCCGUCGUCGACGCUGAAGCUCCCAAAAAUGAGGUUCUGAUCGAGGCGCAAUGCAUUCUGGAAUGGUUUUUUGGUAUGAUUAGUAAAAUUGUUUGCAUACUAUCGACCAAUCAUAGCUAACGCUCGUCCUUCCAAACGAUCUCAGAAGAUACUUCGGCGACGGCUUAGCUUGUACCCAUUCUCGCUGCAGUUUAUAGAUUCGCCGUCUGCAUUUAAAAUUACAAUCUCAGAUAAAAGUAGUUGGGAAGGUUGCACAACUUAACGGUAGUCCAUUUUAAUCCUCAAAAAAGAGAGUUUUCCCCCUGUUUAACGUUGGGAUAUUACAGAACCAUUACUUGCCCAAUAUUGGGGCAGGAAGGAAAAAGCAGCCUUCUCAACACUUUUGACGAUGAUUGAAGAUUGACUGUAUAAUUAUAAACAAGCAGUUUGUAGGAAACAAAUCAAACAGUAAACAUUGAUUCACUUGAUUUGUAGGUAGAAAAUCUGGUGCAAAUUGAACUGUCCUAUAUUAACACCAAUCACCCAGACUUCACAGAUGGUGCAUCGCUUGUAUCUUCUAUUGCAAUGAAUCAUGAAAUGGUAUGUAUCGAGGCUUUAGUCGGGCUAAAGUAAUUAAGAAAAAUUAGUUAUCGACAUAAUCGAGACAAUGCUUUCCCUCUCAAUUGCUUUGAAGGUCAAAGCUCGAAGAGACGUCAUUUCUCGAAUCUCCUCCUAGUGUCUGUAAAUUUGCCUAUCAGCCCAGUCAAUAAAACCAAAUGUCUGUGUUGUUUUAUUUAUUUGUUUUUAAUUUUUGUUCUUUUUAUAUUCCUAGGAACGUAAACGUGCAAGCAAGUUGUCACAAAGUGUUCUUGUAAAUGGACCAAUUGAGGUGAGGCUUUCUCUACCUUCUUUAUUGGGCGAAAAUAUACCAGUUUUAAUCUUCGUUGGCGUUUUGCUCCGCAGGGUAAGGGUUGACUUACUUUGCCUUCCACCUCAGUAAAUUCAAGUCUGUAUAUAUUUAUUUCACAAUUAAUUAACGCAGGGAGAAAAAAAGGAGGUGGGGAGGGGGUGGGGUGGGCGGAGGGUUGGGGUGUAGGUAGGCUAUCAUACUUAACGUUUGCUAUAUUUAAUAGUAAAUUAAUUUGUUUCAGGGGAUUCGAUCCCAGACUUCCACUCCAGAUUCCAGUCCUACUCACCGCCCUGACAGAGACGCUAACACAUCCUUCGCCCCCAUUGCGCCAGUUGAUAAAAAUCCUGUUUCCUCGACUUCAAGUGGAGGGUUUAUGUCUUGGGUCCCAGGUAUUCGCAGCACUGCUGCCCAGCCCAGCGCGGACAAAACAACUGCAGUUGUGGGACCAAGCAAAUCGGCAACCGAAGAAAUGGUAUGUUGGGAUUGUAAAUUUUAAAACUUAUAAUUGAAAGUUGUUUACCCUCGAAGCAUUUAGGAGUAUUUUAAGGACUCGUUUAAAUGUGACAGUGCGUUCCAGAAUUAGUUUUUCGCGGAGUAUCCUGCGCGAAACCUCUCGGAUGAAAGGAGAAAACCAAGAACAAACUCAACCCACAUUCGGUGUCGUCGCCGGGAUUUCAACCCGGGCACAUUGGUGGUACUGACACCACUGCGCCACCCUUGUUUCGCAGAAAUCUGUUCACUAAAGUGUAAAACGAGCUCGCCACAAUACUUGAUGAACAGGAAAAUGGAUUGAGUCACUUCCGAAGGAAAAAUUCAACGGCAGUUCAGUUACCUUGAGAGAAGAUUGAAAUGCACUCAGUCACUGUUCCACUUAUGUUUUUCGUCCUUCGAAAAAAAGUCGAAGAUGACCAUGACUUUAGACUGAAGACUAGCGGCGGUGGGUCGGUAGAUGGCUAGUGAGGCCAAUCCGAGCCCACACAUGGAACAUGAGUGUGUGGGUGCUGUAGUGUUGGUGGAGUCUGCUCUGGCUUUGCGCUUGGCGUGUUUCCUCUGUGCUUCUGCGGUCCGUCGUCGCCCAACUUUAGUCACCACUGGGGGCCCAUGCGGCAAAAAACCGACUCCGUUUUUUGCCGCAUGGACCCCAGUGGUGACUAAAAUUGGACGGUCCUGGGCAAGCGACUCCCUCCCAAGUACUGGGGUUGAUGUGCAGAGCUUUGUGGGACUCUUUGAAGCAGUCUUUGAGACGUUUCUUUUACCCUCCAAACGGAACGCUUGCCCGGACAGAGUUCUCCAUACUGAAUCUGCUUUGGCAGUCGGCUGCCACUUAUAGUCUCGCACUGUCAUUCGGCACCAUUGCAAAAUGGAGACCAGUAGUAAAUGGUCAAAAGGUCGUGAUUAACCAUAUUAAACUAUAGCAAAAAUUUCUAAUCUAAUUGGUUAUCAACAGCCCUGAUAUCAGGACAGUGUAAGAGGACGGUGCGCUUUGUGCCUGAGUAGUUGGAAAGUACGAGCCAUCGCGUGUGAACAACUAAGAAGGACUUGUGUUUGAUUUUUCUUUAAACAAAAGCUUUAUAAAUUAUGAAAAAUAUAUGUCAGUAAUUGUUAACAGAACAUCAUGGUGUCUAAGUUGUAGAGUGCAAACUGAUAGUUUUGUUGCUCCGGCAUUUUCGUAGCGUCUACCAAUGCUGCAAGUAGCUUUACGAGUAUUGUUAGAAGUCGUACUGACCUUUGCUCAACACUGCAUUCUCUCUAGGCCUUACCGUCGUCGUUUAGGCAGAUAGGUUUAACAGACAGAGAGCAAAUGGAUUCCGACAUUAUCCGUGAGUUUUACAGAUUUCCUUUUGUAAUAACCCCAUGCUUACCAAUAGGUACUGUGCAAGAUUUAGACGGGAGUAAGUUAUUAAUUUUGCGUUUUACAGCGGUUUGUACAAGAAAACGUUUUUAAAAGUGCAUAGCAUUUGCGGUAUUGAUUUCUUCUUUUCGUUACGUUUUAGGUAAGCUUAUCAAGUCCUAUUUCGUGAUUGUAAGGAAAUCUAUUCAAGAUAGGUACGAGUAUAGCCGUUAAUUUUUCACUUCGAUCCUUUCUGCCAAGCUAGCAAAAACGUAUGGCUACACUAACCCCCUAUAUCUCGAACCCUUAUUUGACAAAGCCCCUGUCCAAUAAAUAGAUACUUCGUGGCCAUAAAAUAUAUGAAUUUCAACAACACCCGGUUAAAACUACCCCUUAAAACAAGCGUGUUGUUGUUGUUGUUGUUGUUUUUAAGUCUCAUCAAAUAGACCUUUUUACCGAUACGGCGGCCAUACUGAAUUUAUAAGAUUUAAGGAGUAUUAUGGGAUGCCCAGGGGGCACUCGCUCAGUAUUUACGCGCGCUUUUCGGGCAAAAAGAGAACAUCAAUGUAUAUUUCCCGGGAAAAAGGCGAUCAUUAUUACAUCCAAACACGGCGCAACGAUCUUUUUUCUCAUUACAAUCUUUUUCUAGGAAAACUUAAAGAAAAAUUGGCCUGAAAAGCGCGCGUAAAUACUGAGCGAGUAUAUCGGAUCGUGCCCAUGUCCUCUGGGCAUCCCAUAAUACUCCUUAAAUCUAAUUAAUUCAAUAUGGCCGCCGUAUCGGUAAAAAGGUCUAUUGAUUUGUUAGAUACUGUCAAACCCCUUUGCCUGGGUCUCUCAGAGUCUAUGCUUUGAGACACAGAAGCCAGUUUGCCGUCAGACAGAUCCAGAAAUCUUCAAGCUAAUUUUGAAAUUCCAAGCACAAAGUUAACAAGCUAUUGCCUUCAAGGUCCUCAUGAGAGGUCACAUUUGUUGCCAAAAGAAAAACCCUUACAAAGUUUGCAACUGUAUUUAUGUCGUAACUGCAAACAUUCGGAGGAACCUUUUUAGAAUUUUUCUCCUCCUAAUAAUAUUUAUUAUUUGUUUCUGUAAGCUCAAAAAGAAAAAAAAAUACUGAUGCCUUAGAAAAAAUAAAAUAAAAUUGAUAUGCAUGCCACUAAAGUUUGGUUCGUUUCCUCAGUGUUCCCAAGGCUAUCAUGUACUUCUUGGUGAAUUUUGUUAAGGAAAAAAUACAAAGUGAGCUUGUAGAGAAACUUUAUAAGGUGAGUAAAAAGGCGUUCCUUUAGCUGGGUUACUUGGACAGGUAUUCUUCGCCUCAGGGUAUGGAUGGAGGGAUUGGUUAAUUGAUAUAUUGAGAGGUUGAUAGAUUGUUUGAUUGAUGAAUUAAUAGAUUUUUUUAACAAUAACAAUACUUCACAAAAAGCUGCGCGCAAAACUUCAGUAAAAUAAUUUAUUCAUAAAAAGAAAACGUCAAUAUCAAUACAAAAUUCCAGCAAAACCCCUUCGCAAUUCAAAAUUCCUAGAAAUCACAUAGAGUUAUAAAAAGAUUACUGGAUUAAUAGAUUAAAUGAUUGAUUUAUUGCUGGAUUAAUAGAUUGGUUGAUUGAUGGAUUAAUAGAUUGGAUGAUUUAUAGAUUGCUGAAUUAAUAGAUUAGAUCAUUGAUUUAUUGAUGGAUUAAUAGAUUGGUUGAUUGAUGGAUUAAUAGAUUGAAUGCUUGAUAGAUUGCUGGAUUAUUAGAUUGAAUGAUUGAUUUAUUGCGGGAUUGAUAGAUUGAUGGAUUAAUAGGUUGGAUGAUUUAUAGAUUGCUGGAUUAAUAGAUUAGGUGAUUGAUUUAUUGAUGGAUUAAUAGAAUGGUUGAUUGAUGGAUUAAUAGAUUGGAUGAUUGAUAGAUUACUGGAUUAAUAGAUUGGUUGAUUGGUUAUAGUGGAUGUGUGCUCAUGCUUUCGUAGCUAAUUAAGAGAUCAUAUCACUCCUCAUUAUGUUCAUCUAGGUUUAUUAAAAUUUCGUGAGAUUGUUAAAAUUUACAAUUGUUUGUUUUUAUAUGAUUAUGUCUCUGAUAAUAAGCCGUGUAAUUUUCCAUUAUUUCUUGUAUCUGAGCAACAUAAUUAUUUUACACGAAGUGCAUCUGCUCAGCAAUUACACAUUCCCCACUCAAGAUCAAUAUUCGAAAGUUUUGCCCUACCGUCAUUGGAAAGUACUAUUGGAACGAUCUCCCCCUUUUUAUUCGCAAUAAAUCAUCGAAAAUCCUGUUCAAAAAGGCACUUUAAAAAUAUAAUCUUGCUCAAUAUUGACUUGUGUGCGUGUGUGUGUGCGUGCGUGCGUGUUGUUGUUUCAAUCAAUAACAAAGCUAUAUUAGAAUAAAGUCAAUCCUGUUAAAGCGCCAUAAUUAGUUUUCUAUAAUGUGCCCUUCUCCAUUCUAACUUUCUUUCUUUUUUUCUUUUUUUUUUCCUAUUAUGUACACGUAGUGUAAUCAACCUUGUACUAAUUGAUAUUGUACAACUAAUGUAUUAUCUAAAGGAUGGAGUAAAAAUACAAUACAAAAUUAUUUUAAUACAAAUAGCUAAUUAAGGGUAACUCCACCAAAAUAAUUUGAAAUGAGUAAUAUAAAUAUAAAAUAUAUAUUAGGAUUUAAAACUAGUAUAGCAGGAGGCAACCAAGUGGCUAUUUACUAGCAUGGCUUAGGAUUUGAACUGGAGACUACCUACAAUCAUGGACAAAGGUCUUGGGACACUUUUGCGUUUCUGGGGCGUUUUCCAAUUCUCACAGGUCCACCCCCUUCCUUCACCCCACAAACAAUGUUGGACGCGUGUAUCCAGAACUUUUUCUGAGUUUCAACUUUCUAUAGGGUGGGGGGAGGGAGAACUGCAAGAAAAUUUCGAAAAGGAUGCACUAUUUUAAGAGGGAACCGAGAAAUGACAGAAAAAUAUGAAUAUUGCAGUACUGUCCCAAAGAAAUCACGUUAUCAUUAGCUGUCACUUGUACGUGUUCUUGAUUCUGAAUUUUUUAAAAGUAGAUAACAAAAACGGAUACGCGUGGACGGUAUCGUAAUCUUCCUAAUAUUGCCUCUCAAAGUAUCUUCAUAAUGCACCCGUAGGGUAAAGGAAACUUUCCCAUGCCUACUCGACCUCUGAACAGCUUACAAUGAAGCCUAUAUUUAUUGUACGGUUCUUGUAUGCUGUUCUAAGGAGGAGUGGGAAUUGGCUGUGACUGGUGUAUUUCGACGCUGCUCGCCAUAAAGCCUCCAGUAGCUUAAUGGUUAGUGCACCGAACUGAAACUUGGAGGGCCGUGAGAGUUCGAUUCUCACCUGAAACUCGUUUUUUUUUUUUCUGUGCCUUCUGGUGUUAGAAUUCUCCUUCUUCCAAAUUAAAGUGUUACGUUUUGUAAUGCAGGAUAGGAUAAAGGAAACUUUCUCAUGCCUACUCAACCUCUGAACAACUUACAAUGAAGCCUAUAUUUAUUGUACGGUUCUUGUAUGCUGUUCUAAGGAAUAGUGGGAAUUGGCUAUGACUGGUGUAUUUCGACCCUGCUCACUAUAGAGCGUCCAGUAGCUUAAUGGUUAGAGCAUCUGAAACUCGGAGGGCUGUGAGUUCGAUUCUUACCUGGAACUCGUUCCUUAUUUUUUUCUUCUUCAGUUCUGUGCUUUCUCGUGUUAGAAUUCUUCUUCUUCCAAAUUAAAGUGUCACCUUAUGUAAUUAUCGUGUCAUUCUUCUUUUUUUUUGGCUACAUGCUCGAGUAAAGUAUGUUGGCAUGUGCUGAAAAAAAAAAACACGAAAAUAACUAAAGCUGCAGUUCCCCGCGCUCAGAGCGUUAUUUCUAGUAAACUCUCAAAAAGUUUAGUUGCCUAACAGCAUAUUAGUGGUACUACUGUAAAAAUAACUUUGACGAAACCAAUAGAAUUAAAAUCUAAACUUCGACAUACUUUGCUUAGCUUUUACAAAUUUAUCUCGUGUUAAGCGCCGUUUAUAUGCCGAAGAACCGAAAGAGUGUCACCGUCCUAGCCGAAUCAACUUUAGCUAGUGUUUACAUGAGAAAAAUUGGACUCCUUUGCCCUGGCCAAGUACUGAUAAUAGCGCUCUGAUUGUCUUGUCUUUAUCGAGUUGAUCCGGGUGGGCGAGUCAAAGUGUUUAUAUGGAGAAAGGUUUGUUCGCUUGGUGGGUUACCCGACCAUCGAGAAAGGGUGUCCCGCCAACUUGGUUUGGGCCUUUGACUGCGCUCAGAAUGGGCUUGCACAUCUAGACGAACCGAUGGUUAUUCUUGCAUGUAAUCUGUUCGCCCCCACCGUAAUCCCAGAAGACUGCUAGCAGUCUAUCAGAACACAUGGAAGUAUCUUUAGAAGUUAGUUUGUGAUAAUAAUGAUGAUGACGAUGAUGAUGAUGAUGAUGAUAGACAACGACAACAAAGCACCAAGUGCAAGGGCUCUAAACUCCUACUUAAUAAUAAUAAUAAUAGUAAUAAUCAUGAUAAUAAUAAUGACUUUAUUUACGUGUCAAGCAAAAAAUCUAGCAGAAGGGAUUCCCCACUGCUAAUAGGGGACAGCUAACUUUCUACAAUACAAUCUAAAAAUACAAAACGAAUUAAUAUAGAGUCGAAACUAGAGUCUACUACGGAUUAGAAUUAGAAACUACUAAUGAUGACUCACUAACAUACAUACUACAAAAACUCCAUUUAUAAUUAUCAAAAUUCUAAAAUCUUGUGAUUAAAAUCGUAAUUAAGAAAAUUUAAAAUUACGAAUUGCAAAGGUAGCAGCCACUAGCAGCCGAUCUGUCCUCGCUUGGUAUGUUGCCCCAGAGUCCUGGACCUAGGUAUCGAAUUGAGUGCUUUCCAUGCGUAACUGUGUUAAAACUAGGUUGAUAAGAAUAAACUUUUAUUGCAGAGUGAAAUAUUUGACAAGCUCCUUGAAGAAGCUGAACAAAUGCACAUCAAAAGAAAAGAGGCUACGGAAAUGUUGAAGGUAUUUGGAAAAUAAUCACUUUUAAAUGAGAAGUCGAUAGCAAAUAUGUUGAAAGUCAGGGGCCACUUAGCAUUUACUUGAGUGUAAGCCACUAUCGGGUUUGUUCCCUGAUAGUUUAGGGUUAAUUUCAAAAGAAUCUUUGGUGCUUUAUUGGUGUCAGCUUUUCAAUCUUCAAGUUUUACGGUGGUAAAUCGAGUUGAUCAACUCGGUUAGUGAAACUAAAUGAAUAGCAGAGAGUUUAAAAUAAGACGCGCAUUUGAGUGUUUUUAAGAAGUGAUAAAUUAAAUGUCGCUUAUUUUCUUUGUAUUUUCUUUAGGAAUUACUAAUAAAAUUGAGGAAACCUGAUUAAUAUUUUAUGAAAAACUUUAUUUGCUUUCUUUUUAAAAAAGCUAGAGCGUGCCUUCACAUCAAUUGAAUUCCAAAAAUAGUGGUAAAUUUUUCCUGUCCUCUGUUGCUAUGAAUGGCAAGGAUAGACAUUGAUCGAAACUUGAAAAAGUCGUGCCAACUUUUUCAUUGUUUUCAUGAUAUACCUGCAAAAACAAAUCACCAAAACUUAUUUUGUUUAGUGCUCUCUGAUGAGAUUUGUUUGAUGUGUUCUUCUCGAACUCAUUAAUAUUUCUUGAAGAAAGUACCAAGGAAAUUAAUAUUAAAUGAGUGUUUGGAAAUCAGAUAAAAAAAAACUGCUCAUUUUUGCAUCCUUAACUUCUCCUUGUAAAAUCAUUUUGUUUGAGAAAUAAUUUCAAGCAUUCGACACAGUGUGAUGAAACACCUCGAAGUUCGUCAAAAAUACUCCGCAGCGCGUCGUAUUUUCAACUCUCUACUUCAUAACUCCACAACAACAUAAUUUGGGUGCAUGGGUGAAGGCACUGAUGACUUUAGCAGCAUUGACCUAGAGCAACAAUAUCCUCGAGACAUUGAGUCAUCGAGACAUCGAGUCUCCUCAGAUUAUAAUUUAUUUUUAACUAUUCGUAAUUUUUAUCUCUCUGUAGGCUCUCCAAAGGGCAGGACACAUCAUUAGUGAAGUCAGAGAUACUCACAUCUGGUAGCCGGACAUAAUGAACUGAAAUUUUCAAGGAAAUGAAGUGAGAAAAAUAAUGAAAAGGAUCGCUCUUCAUGUAUUUAAUAAAAAUCAAGUGAAUAUAUAGGAACCAUGUAUUCCCAAGAAAUGCCGAUUUUCCUGAACGAUUCUUAGGUGUUUUCACGUGAACUUUCUAUCCUAAUCCUUUUUUUCUUGAAACUGAAUCCGGCAAUCAAGACAUUCAAGAUGAACUCUUUUUUACUUCAACGUCUCUUUACCGCUUUGCUGUGUAAUUACUUUACCUAGAAGAAGGACUACCCAAAUUGUAC